AUGGAGCGUACGCUACCUUCCCCGGCCGGGUACGGAGGACCUGAAGGCCCUGGAGGCUUUCCGCCUCGUGGGCACCCACCUCCACCAAAUUGGCAGGGUCAACCGGGAUUCGCGGUACAUGCUCCGCCCCCUGGUCCAAAUCAGUACGCUAGCCUGUAUGCUGCUGCUUCAGAUGUGCUUGGGAUGGGUCCUCCGCCUGGUGCUCCCGCAUCAGGGGGCUACCCUCCUUCACAAUACGGACAUUCGCCACCACCGCCACCAGGCCAGAUGCCACCACAGCAAUACUAUGCCAACGGUGGCCCCGGUCCCUCGCCUGUGUCUUCUAGCCAAUCAGUACCCUUUCUCGGUCCUGGUGCCUAUUCAUCUUCGGGCACACCGUCAAUCUAUGCGGGUUCUUCACAAACAUCUCUGCCCCGAAGCGAUGCUGCUAGCAUCCAGAGCGACGAUGAUAUCGAAUUCCGGAAUCGCCCUUCGCUACAGAGAUCUGGCACGGUGAUGUCAGUCAGCCCAAGAACCCAGAAAACAAAAGCGAUAGAUCUCAGUGCUCCUCCUUAUACGAAGCAGUACAUCGACCAGUAUCGUAUGAGAAUUAAAGAUGAUCCCGACCCAGAAGCACAUUUCCUGUACGCAAAGUAUCUGAUUGAAGCAGCCAAACGGUUCGGUGCCGAUUCAAAAGAUCAACGGGGGGUGAAGAAAUAUCGUGAUGCGCUCAUCGCGGAGUCUUUGAAAGUAAUCCGACGUUUGGCUACCCAGGGACAGGCGUACGACGAGGCACAAUUUUUCUUGGCCAAUUGCCAUGGCACCGGUAUGCUUGGGCUCCAGGUGGAUCACGAACGGGCAUACCAUCUAUAUCUGCAGGCUGCGAAACAGAACCACGCCGCCGCCUGUUACAGAGUUGCUGUUUGCAAUGAGCUUGGUGCUGGAACCAGGAAGGAACCGCAGCGUGCACUAGCAUUUUAUCGCAAGUCUGCAUCGCUGGGCGACACAGCCGCGAUGUACAAGCUCGGCGUCAUCUUAUUGCGUGGACUGCUCGGCGAGCAGCCUAAUGCGCGUGAUGCCGUGGGAUGGUUGAGGCGGGCUGCAGAGCAAGCGGAUGUGGACAAUCCGCAUGCGCUGCACGAGCUCGGGAUGAUCUAUGAAAACCCAAAGAAUGGCGUCGUGCCGUAUGAUCCCGCGUACGCAAAGGAGAUGUACACUCGCGCGGGGCACCUUGGAUACACUCACUCGCAGUACAAACUUGGGCAGUGUUAUGAGUACGGGAGCUUGACAUGUCCCGUCGACCCGCGUCGGUCGAUUGCAUGGUAUACAAAGGCGGCGGAGAAGGGGCAUUCAGAAGCAGAGCUUGCGCUGAGCGGAUGGUACUUGACUGGGAGCGAGGGUGUAUUGAAGCAGAGUGAUUCAGAGGCGUAUCUGUGGGCGCGACGGGCAGCGAACAAAGGUGUCAGCAAGGCUGAAUAUGCCGUUGGGUAUUACGCGGAGGUCGGCAUCGGCAUUAAGCAGGAUGUCGAGUUCGCGAAACGAUGGUACAUGCGAGCAGCAGCGCAAGGCAAUAGACGUGCAAUGAACCGCCUUACCGAGAUGAAGCGGUCUGGAAACAAGCGGGCAAACAUGGCACGGCCAACGCGUCAGGACGCGAAAGACGAGUUAAUCGUCGACUCGCUCACUGCAAUGGAAGAGAGUGAAAAAUCGCUGCUGGAACAUCUCGACCUGUCUCAGUUGACAUGUCUCAACGAGGAGGGAGACAACUCACUCAAGUCGAUCUUAUCCUCUCGCUCUAGGAACACGGGUAGCUCGUACCUCCUCAGUGAUGUCGACGAACAACUCCUCCUGAACAUAACUUUCAACCAGACUGUGCGCAUACGCUCAAUUGCUAUCCAGACAUCCAAUGUGGCGCAGGCCCCGCGUAAAAUUAAACUCAUAACCAAUCGCCACACUCUGGGGUUCGAUGAUAUUGAAGAUGGCUCUAUCGCCCAGGAAUUUGAGCUUUCUGAAGACCAAGUACGGGAUGGAAAGCGGAUCCAGCUCCGAUACGUUAGAUUUCAAGCGGUGACUAGUCUGCAUAUUUUUGUUGAGUCCAACCAAGGAAACGAAGAUCAAACUCGAGUCGAUGCCGUCGAUAUCUAUGGAUUCCCCGUUGCAGGAACAAGAGAUCUGAGUGGUCUCAAGAAGGUAGAGGACGACUGA
Fibroporia radiculosa is the source of this 2184-nucleotide messenger RNA. RefSeq lists its product as uncharacterized. NCBI's taxonomy places the organism in Eukaryota, Fungi, Basidiomycota, Agaricomycetes, Polyporales, Fibroporiaceae. The coding region runs from base 1 to 2184 and encodes 727 amino acids. The transcript is spliced from 8 exons. The record is from RefSeq and is a predicted model, not a curated record. Gene Ontology annotation, molecular function: protein binding.